Molecule: messenger RNA, 2150 nt
Organism: Centropristis striata (black sea bass)
Lineage: Eukaryota; Metazoa; Chordata; Actinopteri; Perciformes; Serranidae
Gene: mars2
Product: methionyl-tRNA synthetase 2, mitochondrial
Exons: 3
Coding region: 319-2088 (589 amino acids)
Biological process (GO): methionyl-tRNA aminoacylation
Molecular function (GO): methionine-tRNA ligase activity; ATP binding
Source: RefSeq, a predicted model, not a curated record
GCAGUUUGAUUGGACGAGACAUUGUUGACGAUAGAAACCGGAAGGAAUGCUAACCUUGACAGGCCAGUUAAACUCAUGUGCUGCUGGUUUGAAGGGAAAGACUCUUAAAAUGCAACAUUUCAGUCACUUUAAUGGAUAACAUGAACCAGGACUACUCUAAGGACUUCCGGUGUUUUCCCGAUAGUAAUUACGUAUCUCUGCUUGUAUGUUUUAUAUGCGAAAACUCAACAUUUUAGCGAGCUAAAUUAACUCACAACAUUGUUAUUGCAGUCUGUGGACUGAGUAUCGGUCAGUGGUCUUCAUGCAUGCUUUACAAAGAUGAGAACUUCUUUAUUGUUUGUCACAAGAAGCUGUGCGGCUGUUCACAGACUGCAGCAAAGCCCGUUUUUCUCACCAGUUUCAGCUUUAUGGAGACACAUCAGCUCUCAGUCCUGCAGAGACGACAGAAGGAGUUUCUACGUCACCACUCCUAUCUUCUAUGUGAACGCUUCUCCUCAUCUAGGACAUUUAUAUUCAGCUGUGAUAGCUGACUGCUUACACAGAUAUAAACUACUUCAAGGCUUCAACUCACAGUUUGCAACAGGCACAGAUGAACAUGGCUUGAAAAUCCAACAAGCUGCUGAAGCUGCAGGAAAAGACCCUCUGACCUUCUGCACCGACGUGUCUGAGAGAUUCAAACAUCUCUUCAACAGCUGCAACAUUUCAUACACAGACUACAUCAGAACCACUGAGCAGAGACACCGUCAGGCCGUGAAGCAUUUCUGGUCGGUGCUCUGGAACAAAGGGCUCAUCUACAAGGGCAGUUAUGAAGGCUGGUACUCCACGCAGGAUGAAAGCUUCCUCACAGAGUCACAGGUGGCCAGUGCUUUGGACUCAUCGGGGAAGGAGAUCAAGGUCUCGCUGGAGAGUGGCCACAAGGUGGAGUGGAUGAAAGAAGAGAACUACAUGUUCCGUCUGUCUGCGUUCCGGUCUCAGCUGCUGGACUGGCUCAGAGAGAGUCCUCGGGCCGUGCAGCCGGAGCGUUUCCACCGGGACGCCCUCCUCUGGCUGCAGGAGGACCUCCCUGACCUGUCGGUGUCCCGCCAGCGAAGCCGCCUCCAGUGGGGCAUCCCGGUCCCGGGUGAUCCAGAACAAACCAUCUAUGUGUGGCUAGAUGCUCUGGUGAACUACCUCACAGUCGCCGGCUACCCAGAUAAACACGAGCAGCGGUGGAACGUGGCGCACCACAUCGUUGGGAAGGACAUCAUGAAGUUUCACGCCAUCUACUGGCCCGCUUUUCUCCUCGGGGCUGGUCUGCCGCUGCCUCAGACCAUCUAUGUUCACUCUCACUGGACAGUCGGAGGAAAGAAGAUGUCUAAAAGUCUGGGUAACGUGGUGGAUCCUCUUGAAUGCUCAAAGACGUUCACAACUGACGGUUUGAGGUACUUCCUCCUGCGUCAGGGCGUCCCAGACUCAGACUGCGACUACACAGACGACAAAGUUUUCAAGCUGCUCAACGCGGAGCUGGCCGACUCUCUGGGGGGUCUGCUGAACCGCUGCACUGCUCCGGCUCUGAACCCAGAUCAGGUCUACCCCUCUUUCUACCCUCAGUCCUUCCACAGUGAGCAGGGAGGCAGGGCUGUGGCUGAAGACUACCACAUGGUGGAGGCAGUGAAAAGCCUCCCAGCGGUGGUGCAGCAGCACUAUGAGAGCAUGCAUGUGUACAAAGCUCUGGAGGCCAUCAGCGCCUGCGUGAGGCAGACCAACGGGUUCGUUCAGCGCCACGCACCGUGGAAGCUGGAUAAGAGGGACAGUAGAGACCAGCAGUGGCUGCACACCAUCGUUCAUGUCACCUUUGAAUGUCUGAGGGUUUACGGCACGCUGCUGCAGCCGGUAGUACCAGGGAUCUCCAACAAGCUGCUGUCCAGAAUCUCGGUGAAACCAGACGAGAGGAGCUGGGAGCAUGCUAACUUCCUGCCAAGGUUUCAGGGACUGGACUGUCCGUUUGAAGGGCGAGAGCUGGGAUCGGACUCUGGAGUGCUUUUCAGUCGCUUGGAACGUCAGAAUAUUGAUAAACAAAAACCAAAGAAGGCAAAAAAGUUGAAAUAAGGAAUUGUUUAUGUGCCCUGAUUAAUCAAUAAAGAUAUAAAACAUCUGUGGCUGUUUUCUCU